Messenger RNA from Neocloeon triangulifer, 1599 nucleotides. RefSeq names its product guanine deaminase (gene DhpD). The record is from RefSeq and is a predicted model, not a curated record. The coding region runs from base 33 to 1499 and encodes 488 amino acids. Lineage: Eukaryota; Metazoa; Arthropoda; Insecta; Ephemeroptera; Baetidae. The transcript is spliced from 10 exons. Gene Ontology annotation, molecular function: guanine deaminase activity; zinc ion binding. Gene Ontology annotation, cellular component: cytosol. Gene Ontology annotation, biological process: guanine catabolic process.
AUCUAAUUAAUGUAGCAUUCCGCAUCCGCACCAUGCGCCCGGCUGAUAAGAAAAAAAUUUUGCCCCAGCUGAACAUGGACAGAGAGUGUAGCUAUAAGCUCGUCAGUGUUGCUAACUCGGUCGGGCAGGAAACAACCCAGCAACUCCCUUUUUCGCGCAACAGGUUGAUCUCUGAUUUCCAUUCAGAAAAAAAAAUGACCACUUACGCAUUUGUCGGACAAAUUGUCCACUCCCUGGGGACGUUUGGCCAACUUGAUGUGCACACCAACGCCGUCCUCAUUGUCAGAGAUGGCAAGAUCGUCUGCCUCGAACCGGAAGACAACCUUGCUGGGCUGAUUGAGAGGCAUCAGGUUUCGCAGGCAAACGUCGUGAAAAUGACCAAAGGCCAAUUUUUGAUGCCUGGCCUGAUUGACACGCACGUUCACGCUCCGCAGUACCCAAACGUGGGACUCGGCUACGACAAAACCCUGCUGCAGUGGCUCGAAACCUACACCUUCCCCCUGGAAGCGAGUUACUCGAACGAGACGAUGGCUCAAAAGGUCUAUGAGGCCGUUGUGAAAAGGACCCUGGGUGCAGGAACGACAACCGCGUGCUACUUCGCCACCAUCCACAAGGGCAGCACCCUGAUUCUGGCCAGGCAGUGCGUCCAGCAGGGUCAAAGGGCACUCAUUGGUAAGGUCAACAUGAACGCCAACAGUCCAGAAAACUACCGAGAGGUCACCCAGAACUCAACGAGGGACACCGAAGACUUCAUCAAGGAGAUCAGGGCGCUGCAGGUUUCUAGGGUGCAGCCCAUCAUCACGCCAAGGUUUGCCAUCAGCUGUGAUGCAGAUUUGAUGCUGAAGCUUGGCCAAAUUGCUGAGAAAUAUGAUGUGCACAUUCAGACGCACAUCUCUGAAAACUUGGGAGAAAUUGCCUUCGUUAAGGAACUGUUUCCGGAAAGUAAAAACUACGCCGAGGUUUAUCAGAAAGCAAAACUUCUUACAAAUAAGACCAUCUUGGCGCACGGAGUGCACCUGCUGGAUGAGGAGUUGCAGCUUUUAGCUCAGACGGGCACUGCCGUGUCCCACUGUCCCAAUUCAAACACCAGUCUGCAGAGUGGAAUGUGCGACGUUAAGAGACUUUUGCAUCACAACGUUAAAGUUGGUCUUGGAACUGACAUGUCUGGUGGAUACGGACACUCCAUCAUGGAUGCAAUGCGACAGGCUCUAUCGGUUUCCACCUGCAUUUCCUUCAACAAGGCCGACUACAAGCCUCUGGACUUCCAACAUGUUGUUCACUUGGCAACCCUUGGAGGCGCUCAAGCUCUGGCAUUGGAUGAAGCCAUUGGAAACUUUGUACCAGGAAAAGAGUUUGAUGCCAUUUUGGUCGACAUGGAUGCUGGUCCGUCAGAACUCAUCAAGGAGUACUCGACACUCGAACUGAUCCAGAAAUUUGUCUAUCUUGCUGACGACCGAAACAUAAAGCAAGUGUACGUGUCGGGCGCCAAGGUUAAAUGAUUUUAAACUAGGAUAAAAAAAUCGCGACUUGCAGCGACUUGGUUGUUUUUAAGUAUGUCUUGGAAAUGGAUUAAUUAAAUAUGAUUAUUUUUAAAGCUGA